UAUAGGCAGAUUAAAAAUCUAACCCACCUUUUGGCCACAGUCGAGUAAAACCAUCUUAGAUCGAGAUUAGAUGAUGCAUGUCAAGAUAAGUCUGAUACUGACCGAAAAGAUUGAUAAUUUUGUCAUCUAAAAACUUCAGUCACCUUAUCGCGUUUAUAAAAUCAACAAGUUUAUAAUGUUUAAAAUGCGAGUUCCGAAGUUAUUGAAGUCCGUGAGAUACUCUCUGGCAGCCGUAAAUACUGUGUUUUUGCUUACAGGAGUACUUCUAUUGAUACUCGGUGUAGCAACGUUGUUAACAUUUAAUAAUUACUCACUAUUAGUUACUUAUACAUUUUUCACUCUAUCAAAUUUUGUGAUUGCUACUGGUGUGAUUAUAUUAUUCGUGGCAGCACUAGGAUAUUAUGGAGCUGUGUCAGAGCAGUUUCUCUUUAUUGUUGGGUACGUCGUUCUACUUUUCGUGAUACUUGUAUUCGAGAUCGCAAUCACGACAUUAGGAUUUAAUCUGCAAAACGAUGCAUCAAGGAUUAUUAGGAGGCCUAUGACCCAGACUUUACAAUUAUAUGGAAACAGAUCGGAAAUUAAUAUUACCUGGGAUAACUUGCAAUCUGGUUUCCAAUGCUGCGGAGUAGUCAGUAUUUCUGACUGGCCUACUGGGCGUCUCCCAGUGAGUUGUUGUCACAUAGAUUACGGCACCAUAUCACCGUUUGAGUGCACUUCUAGUAAAGCUUACACCGUUGGUUGCGCGGCGGCUCUUGGAGAAUAUCUCAGCUACCACGCAUACGUUAUUGGAGUAACGGGGGCGUUUGUCAUUUGUUUACAGCUACUCGUUCUGGCAGCUGGAUGUUGGCUCGCAUACCGGUCGAGAUUUGAAGAAGUUGAACUUGAAUCCUGAAUAAACUAUGUCAAGCUGUAUGACUGUCCAGUCCAUGUUGCUGGAUACUUAUUAUGAACAUUUACGAAAAGAAACCAAAGCUAGGAUACCAUUUUAUAGUCAAAACAUCUCCAAAAUAAAAUAACCACAUUUUGUAUAUAAUAUAAUCAU
This is a messenger RNA of Danaus plexippus (monarch butterfly), 1042 nucleotides long. RefSeq names its product leukocyte surface antigen CD53-like. The coding region runs from base 176 to 892 and encodes 238 amino acids. NCBI's taxonomy places the organism in Eukaryota, Metazoa, Arthropoda, Insecta, Lepidoptera, Nymphalidae. Gene Ontology annotation, cellular component: membrane. The record is from RefSeq and is a predicted model, not a curated record. The transcript has 5 exons.